CCCUUCUCUGUUUUCCUUUAUAUUCAUUCCAUUUCCAACUUCCUCCAUUCUAAUAAUUUCCAAUUCUUCUAAAUUCUGCAAUACACUCAAUCUUUUUUCUCUUUCUCUCUCUCUCACACACAAAAGGUCGUUUUUUUAGUGUUUUGGAAUUGAAGUGAUGGCUUCUGAUGCUGAGGUUUCUGAGAUUUCCUCUCUGUUUGAAAGGAUGGUGAGAAACAGAGACAUGUCUCUGUUCUUGCCCUUCAUCUUUGGCUUCUCAGACUCUUCAACCAGAAGAGAUAGUGAAGACCCAGAUCAGGAAACUGAGAGUGCUGAAGAUUCUCAGCGUGAAAGAAUCAUCUUGGUGAACCCCUUCACUCAGGGCAUGGUGGUCAUUGAUGGUGCUUCAAGCCUUGAGGCUCUGUUCCGUGAGCUUGGGAAUAGUACCAAGGGUGGUCAACCACCUGCUUCAAAGGAAUCCAUAGAUGCUAUGCCAAGUGUUGAAAUUGGAGAAGGUGAAGAUUUGGAGUGUGUUGUUUGUCUGGAUAAUUUUGAGGUUGGUGGGGUGGCUAAAGAGAUGCCUUGUAAGCAUAGAUUUCAUACCAAUUGUAUUGAGAAAUGGCUGGGGAUUCAUGGGUCUUGCCCUGUUUGCAGGUAUGAGAUGCCUGUUGAUGAGAAAGAUGUGGGCAAGAAGAGUGAUGAAGAAGGGGGAGAGAGGAGGAGGGUUGGUGGAGAAGUUUGGGUUAGUUUUUCUUUCAAUAGGGAUAGGAGAAGCCAGGAUCCAAAUCAAGAUACUUCUGAUGAUUCAAGUGAUUCUUCAAGUCAUAGAGGUGAUGCUGAGCCAGAGAGUUAAAGGAGUAUAUUUUUUUGUUAGAACGUUGCUUUUCAAUUUGGUGAAGAUUAUGUACAGGCACAAAUGCACAAAAUUGUUAUCAUAUGUUUUGGGAAUAAAUAAGUUGGUGAUUUAUUUUUUUCUCA
This is a messenger RNA of Gastrolobium bilobum, 957 nucleotides long. Its product is annotated as E3 ubiquitin-protein ligase MPSR1-like. Bases 158 to 832 code for a protein of 224 amino acids. Lineage: Eukaryota; Viridiplantae; Streptophyta; Magnoliopsida; Fabales; Fabaceae. The record is from RefSeq and is a predicted model, not a curated record. Gene Ontology annotation, molecular function: ubiquitin protein ligase activity. Gene Ontology annotation, biological process: protein ubiquitination. Gene Ontology annotation, cellular component: cytoplasm. The transcript has a single exon.